Rangifer tarandus platyrhynchus (Svalbard reindeer) is the source of this 2097-nucleotide messenger RNA. Lineage: Eukaryota; Metazoa; Chordata; Mammalia; Artiodactyla; Cervidae. The record is from the annotation of a GenBank genome assembly.
AUGAAGUUUUCAAGCUUGUAUUGCUUUCUUCUGCUUCUCAUUUUUCAAACUGACUUUGGACAAAAUGAAGAAACUUCUAGGAGGCAAAGAAGGAAGAUGUAUUAUAGAAGACUGAGAAAAAGUUCCUUGCCCACCCACAGAUCUGUUAGACAGCUUGGAAUUCAUCAGAUGAAGACAGUUACACCUGCAGCAAAACUUCCCAUAAUUAACUUGGAUUACAGUAUGGAGGAAAAAUUUGAAUCUUUUUUAAGUGUUCCUGGAGUAGAAUCAAGCUAUAAUGUGUUACCAGGAAAGAAAGGACACUGUUUGGCAAAUGGGAUGAUCAUGUAUAACAAAGCUGUGUGGUCUCCGGAGCCCUGUACUACCUGCCUCUGCUUGAAUGGAAAAGUCCUUUGUGAUGAGACCAAGUGCCACCCUCAGAUGUGCCCCCAAACACUUAUACCUGAAGGAGAAUGCUGCCCUGUCUGCUCUGAUACUGCCUCCUAUUUGCUACUCAGUGGUACAGCAUUAAAUGAUAGAACUGAAUUUUCUGGUGAUUCUUCAGAACAAAGAGAACCUACCGAUUUACCUCAUAAGCAAGAGUCACCUCCUUGGGUGGAAAUGAAUCGAGCACUGGGAAAAGAGGAACUUCAAUUUGAGGAGGAUGAAGAAGCCAAACAAGAUGAAAAUAGGGAGCAAAAGAAAAAGACUUCUAGACGUGGAGACUGGGGGAGCCCUCCCAAUGAGGGACAGAACAGGGAAGGGAGAGAGCAGAGGCCUGGAGAGGAGCCGAGGCAGGCCCGUCAACACAGAAACCCAGCAAGGGAGAAUGAGGAGGACAGUGAAGAUGAGGAGGAAGAUGAUGAAGAUGAGGAGGAAGAUGAGGAUGAGACCGUCAGAGGAGACACGUUCAGGAUGCCCCCUCGACUCCCAAUCCCGGCGACCCCCAGAGGCACACUGUCUCUGCCAAGCAGGUGCUCUUUGUCCUACAAAACCAUCUCCUGUAUCAGCGCUGACCUCACACAAAUACCACCGCUAACAGCACCAGAGAUAACAAGUCUGGAGCUCAUAGGCAAUUCCAUCACCUCCAUUCCGGAUGAAGCAUUUAACGGAUUACCGAAUUUGGAAAGGCUUGAUCUGAGCAAAAAUAAUAUCACCUCUUCAGGCAUAGGUCCGAAAGCAUUCAAGUUUCUAAAGAAUUUAAUACGCUUAAAUAUGGAUGGAAACAAUUUGGUAACGAUUCCUUCAGAACUACCAUCUACAUUAGAAGAACUCAAAGUCAAUGAGAACAAGCUGCAGGUUAUUGAUGAAGAAAGUUUAUCAGACUUAAAUCAAUUGGUCACCUUAGAAUUGGAAGGAAACAAUCUCAGUGAAACCAAUGUCAAUUCCUUAGCUUUCAAACCUUUGAAGAGCCUAUCCUACCUGCGUCUGGGAAGAAAUAAAUUUAGAAUUAUACCACAGGGUCUUCCUGCUUCUAUUGAGGAAUUAUACCUAGAAAAUAACCAAAUUGAAGAAAUAACUGAAAUUUCUUUUAAUCAUACCAGAAAGAUCAAUGUCAUUGGAUUACGUUAUAAUAAAAUUGAAGAAAACAGAAUUGCUCCUUUAGCCUGGAUAAAUCAAGAAAAUCUAGAAUCAAUAGACCUCUCCUACAACAAGCUCUACCAUGUCCCCUCCUAUCUACCCAAGUCGCUGCUGCACCUCGUACUCAUUGGGAACCAGAUCGAACGCAUCCCUGGCUAUGUGUUUGGUCACAUGGAACCAGGCCUGGAAUACCUGUACCUGUCAUUUAAUAAGCUUGUGGAUGAUGGCAUAGACCGAGUCUCCUUCUAUGGCGCUUAUCAUUCUCUGCGAGAGCUGUUUCUGGAUCAUAAUGAAUUAAAAUCUAUACCACCUGGGGUACAAGAAAUGAAAGCACUACAUUUCCUGAGACUAAACAACAACAAGAUAAGGAAUAUUCUUCCAGAACAAAUUUGCAAUGCUGAAGAAGAUGAUGAUUCGACCCUGGAACAUCUUCAUCUUGAAAACAACUACAUUAAAACAAGAGAAAUAUCAUCCUAUGCAUUUUCAUGCAUAAGAUCAUAUUCAAGUAUUGUUCUUAAACCACAAAAUAUCAAGUAA